CCUUUGAAUAAAAUGUUUAGGAGUUAAAGCGUCUUUUUUAAAAAAAAAAAAGAAUCUGUUUAAAAUAAUCGUUUGUAUUACAUACAUUCUAAACACAAACCUUUAGGAUGUAAAAAUGAUUAAAAGAGCUGUUUAAAAACAAUCCGUAUUACUAGGCUUCCAAAAAAACACACAAAAACUUUAGGAGGUAAAAAUGGUUAAAAGAGCUGUUUAAAAAGAAUAGCGCAUAUUACAUGACUUCUAAACAAAGAUCCUUACGAUGUAAAAAUGUUAAAGUGCUGGUUAAAAGAUGUUUAAACUAGGAGAUAAGUAUUUUCCAGAGAUGUCUUCCAGUCGCUGUGUUAAGCAGUAAUGAAGUUAAACUGAGACGCCUCACUGUCGCUAAACCCCGCCCCCACAUACGUGUUUUCAGACACGUCUCUCUCUCUCUCUAAACACACCCAUACACGUGUUUUCAGCGUAGCCAGUACGUUCUGUCAAAAUGUCAAUCACGGCGGUAGAACUAGAGGGUUAAUUUAUGGCCUCUUCCUUGUCAGGCCUGCGUUUCUCUAGGAGUGCUUAAUUUAUGGCCCUUUGUUUCUUCCUGACCAAGAGUUUUUUUUAUGACUAGGGGGGUCGUGGUGUGAUCCUACAGAUUGUUUAUGAUAAUGAGUGUCUGCGGGGGUGUUAAUGGCUUUACGACACACCCUACAAUAGGUAUGCUUUAUGUUUAAAAGUAGGGUCAGUUACGCAGAAGUCUCUAAGAUCUUGGCUGUGUAUCAGAGCGCUGUGUAAUUUUAGGCGAAUCGUCGAUUCUCGUUUAACUCACCUCUAAAGCUUUAUAUUUUAUUUUGGAGAAUACUUCAAAGAGGCGAUGGCUGUCUGUCGUAACAGUAAGUGUUUUGUUUUAUUUUAUUAUUAUUAUUAUUAUUAUUAUUAUUAUUAUUAUUACCCAUAGUUAAGAAUGUUUUUAUUUAUAAACGAAUUUAUGGGUUUAUUGUGGUGGAUAAAACAGGUAUCUAACGCUACAGGUGAUGCUGACAUUGUGUCUAUCCCGGACAUCGUAGACGAAAUCAAGUUUCUGAACAAGGCAAGCGGGUCGAACACAGAAGUCCCGCGAGUCAGGUUGGAAAACCCCGUGUUGGGUAAGAUCUGUAAUAAUGAGAUAUUUAUCUGUUAUGUUUAAAAGCGGUUUAAGAUGUUUUCUUAUGUAUUGUGUUCGUUUGUUUACUGUUCGAGGCUUGUCAAAUCUUGUAAACAAGAUCGCUGCACCCGAGUUCAAAAAUAGUGCCGCGGUUUCCACUGAACGCGGUAUACCAACGAGCUCUGGAAAGGCCAAGCGUAAAACAGUCGCUCAGGUCCACAGCGCGGGUGUCGCUACGUCUAAACGUAAACGAUCAAGAUCUCCCCCACGAUCGACAGACGAGUCAGCUGUGAAUGAACCGCGCGCUAUAGACUCUUGUUUGAACUGGAAUCAGGAGCUGUUUGAUUCGUGGGACGCCUGUGUAUUUACCUCGGUUCCUGGAGACGAUCUGCCUUCAAACCAAGAAGCAUUUGGUCGCGAGGCUACUGAUGUUAUAGACAAUAACAGAGACUCGGCGGAGGUGAUACGAACCGGGUUCAAGGCCAUCGAGGAUCGUAUUGCUGGAUUUGAAAAUACUUUUGCUAGCGUCACCGAGCGUCUGGACAUUAUAGAGAAGAAUCAGCAUCUUUAUAAUCAAAGUGUUGUGGAAACAUUACAAAACCAUACCAUCACACAUAAACAAAUCAUAGCAACCCAGAAGCUUCUUGCUGGGGAGAUUCGUCGCGUUGAUCACAGUCAACACCUGAAAACGGAAUUGUUAAAACAGUUUGUACAGUUAGUUAAAAACAAGUAA
Molecule: messenger RNA, 1856 nt
Organism: Ictalurus furcatus (blue catfish)
Lineage: Eukaryota; Metazoa; Chordata; Actinopteri; Siluriformes; Ictaluridae
Exons: 3
Coding region: 1140-1856 (238 amino acids)
Source: RefSeq, a predicted model, not a curated record